Molecule: messenger RNA, 1515 nt
Organism: Fibroporia radiculosa
Lineage: Eukaryota; Fungi; Basidiomycota; Agaricomycetes; Polyporales; Fibroporiaceae
Exons: 8
Coding region: 1-1515 (504 amino acids)
Biological process (GO): tyrosyl-tRNA aminoacylation
Cellular component (GO): cytosol; mitochondrion
Molecular function (GO): tyrosine-tRNA ligase activity; ATP binding; RNA binding
Source: RefSeq, a predicted model, not a curated record
AUGUCCCAAAUUGGGAUACGAAAUCUGGCGGCCACCGUCACCACGUCUACAUCGUACAAAGUGUGGGAUGCAGCUUUGUCACUGUGGCAUUCGAACGUUUCGUCAGUUAAGGCCGCUACCAAGACAAGUUACAUCGCGUCGCCAAUUCCACAUCGAAGGGGAUGUACUCGACGACCUGACUGCUCGAGGACUCAUAUCCAAAAUCACAAGGAAGAACUCAAACUAGAGAUUCAGAACUCGCGCCAAGUGGUCUACGCCGGUGUUGACCCAACUGCUACAUCAUUACAUGUCGGCCAUCUCCUUCCUUUGCUCUGCUUGCUGCACUUCCACAUAAGGGGUCAUCAGAUUAUACCAUUAAUAGGAGGAGCUACAGGUCUUAUUGGAGAUCCUUCUGGUCGCUCAACUGAGCGACCGUUAUCCGAGGAGUCGGUUGUCGAGCAUAAUGUUCACUCUCUUACUACUGCAAUACAGCGAUUCUUUUCAAGAGCCACAGAAUAUGCACGGGAUAGGCUGCAACCUUCUCAAACUCCCCUCUUGCAGCCGGACGUAAGGAACAACCUGGAGUGGACUAAAGAUAUGGGCUUGUUGGAAUUUCUGCGAAAAAUAGGCAUUCACAGCAGAAUUAACUCUAUGAUGGGAAGAGAAAGCGUUCGAGCGCGUCUUGAGUCACAGCAAGGCAUUUCUUUCACGGAAUUCACAUAUCAGCUCCUGCAGUCAUACGACUUUCUCAAUUUGCACGAGACGGCAGGCUGCAAUAUCCAAAUUGGUGGAUCAGAUCAGUGGGGUAAUAUUGUUGCGGGUAUCGACCUCAUCAAUCGGGUCAAUGCCGCAAGCAAUUCUGGGGGUCGAAAUGCGAAGGGUUUUGGCAUUGUUACCCCGCUCCUGACCACCGCGACGGGCGAGAAAUUCGGAAAAAGUGCUGGCAAUGCCGUAUCACUUGAUGAAACUAUUACCAACGUCUUCGACUUCUAUCAGUUCUUCCUUAGAACUCCGGACGCAGAUGCUACCCGUUAUCUAAAAAUGUUCACCUUGUUGCCCAUGUCACGUAUCGAUGAGACAUUCCACAUGAGUAAGCAAAGACCAGAGAAGAGGAUAGCUCAGCGUCUUUUAGCCAGUGAAGUGACAGAAUUAGUUCAUGGCAGAGAUGCUGUUCAGCGAGCCGAAAUUGCGACCGCAAUACUCUUUGACAACGACUGCAAAACAAUUAGGGCUGAGGAGGCUGUGAAGGCUUUGCGCGGAUUGCCUGUCUUUCACGCGUGGGACAAAGCAGAUUUGUUCGGCAUUCCGCUGGCCAAGAUGGCAACGCGACUCCAGAUCACCUCCUCAAAUAGUGCAGCUCGCCAACUCAUAUCUGCGAAAGGGCUAUAUCUCAACAACCAACCCGUCACAGAUCCGAAUCAGACAUUGAGUAUUAGGGACUUAAUCGAUGGACGAAUAGUAGUACUCCGCGUCGGCAAAUACAAACAGGCCGUUGUUGCCUUAAGCACACAUGGGGUUUGCACUCAUGGGAUUUGA